CCCGAAAGGGUAAAUCCUCCCUAACACAUGUCAAGCGCCCACUUUCCCAUCCCCCUCCCUGAAAGUCGAUCAUCAACGUUCAUGUCUCUAGCACAUCCACACUCAACUCCAGCGACACCUUCUCGUAACACCUCCUCCACGACACUAUCAACUCUCCGUCAAGGCACUUCACCACUAGCCACCUCAGCGACAUCACCUAAUAACAUUCGGUCGUUUAGCGAUGCUGCGUUAGCUGCCAAUACGCGUAACAAGCGUAAUUCAGCACAUGGAGUUGGGGCGGGGACUGCGACUCCGGGGAGUUUACCUAGUCCUGCGUCUACGCCGCCUCAUCAUAUACCGCAUACACCUGGAGGGGUAGGGGGAGGGGGAGGGAAGACGCGUGCGAGGGAUUUGUUGAGAAAGCAUUAUGGAUUGGGUGUGGGGCCGCCGCCGCCUUUACAGGGGAAGGUUGCGGAUCCUAUGGAUCUUGACUCGACGGCCUUUAACGCGAAAGCGUAUUAUGAACAGCUCAUUACUACUUCCUCAUUGCCUAUGCUUAUACGACGCGAGAACGAGCUCUUGACAGAAAUCAGACAAUUGGAUAGUGAACGACAAUCUUUGGUGUAUAACCACCACCACGAGCUCAUCGCGGCCAGCGAUACCAUAGGCGCAAUGAAGGACCGUGCCGAGAAACUCGAUGCAGACAUGGACCUCCUCAAAGCGGCGUUUUCUGAAAUAUCUCGAUUAUCUACGGAGCUUGCCAUUGAGGAUUCUCGCGAGAGUGACGGCGGAAAGUGAUACAUACCUGGAACACUAUGGAGAUACCCCUACCAUUUAAUAUACCGAUGUUCUUUGGAUAUACUACAUUCUUAAUUCUUUUGCGCGAGGCUAUGUACUUGUUGUUCACACUGAAACAAAACACCAUUUCAUUAGGGAACAGAAUAAUAUCACGGUAGUCAUGGAAUGCGCGUAUAUCACCAUGCUAUGUCCGAAUUUGAAGGUGAUCGGCGGGAAUACGGCUUGGUCGUCGAACACGCACACG
This is a messenger RNA of Somion occarium, 1021 nucleotides long. Lineage: Eukaryota; Fungi; Basidiomycota; Agaricomycetes; Polyporales; Cerrenaceae. The record is from the annotation of a GenBank genome assembly.